Heterocephalus glaber (naked mole-rat) is the source of this 3878-nucleotide messenger RNA. It is a transcript of the gene Mier2, whose product is annotated as MIER family member 2. Gene Ontology annotation, cellular component: nucleoplasm. Lineage: Eukaryota; Metazoa; Chordata; Mammalia; Rodentia; Bathyergidae. Gene Ontology annotation, molecular function: histone deacetylase binding; transcription corepressor activity. The record is from RefSeq and is a predicted model, not a curated record. Gene Ontology annotation, biological process: negative regulation of transcription by RNA polymerase II.
UCCGGGGAUCCCGGCGCGGCCACAGCCUCCCGCGCAUACACGGCCAUGGCGGAGGCCUCCUCGCUGGAGAGGCAGAGUCCUCGAGUGGCCUCCUGCCUCACUCACAGCCUGUGCCCCCGGGAGCCCGGCUUGCAGACGACGGCAGUGGUGUCCGUGGGCUCUGCCAACCAGCAGUUCAGCCUCGCCGAGAUCCUGUCGCAGAACUACAGUCUCCGGGAGGAGUGCGCAGCGGGCUCGAGAGGCCCGGACAAACCCUCGGAGGAGCUUGCCAAGGACUUCAUCUCCCAGAGCAGUGACAUGCCCCUGGAUGAGCUGCUCGCGCUGUAUGGCUAUGAGACGUCAGGCCCCACCUCGGAGCGCGGAAGCGAAGGUGGUGACACGGCCCCUGCCCUCCCAGACAUGACCCUGGACAAGGAACAAAUAGCGAAGGAUUUGCUCUCUGGGGAGGAAGAGGAAGAGACACAAUCCUCCGCCGAUGACCUCACCCCAUCCGUCACCUCCCAUGAGGCUUCUGACCUUUUCCCUGGCCAGAAUAGAUCCUGUUUCCUGGUUGGCGAGGACAAAGACCCGGGCUCCCUGGCCUCCUCUGACACCGAGGAAGACUCUCUUCCUGCCAACAAGUGUAAGAAGGAGAUCAUGGUGGGGCCUCAGUUCCAAGCCGACCUGAGCAGCCUGCACCUGAGCUGGCACGGUGAGAAGAUCUAUGAGAACGAGGACCAGCUGCUGUGGGACCCCGGUGCCCUCCCUGAGCGGGAGGUGGAGGAGUUCCUGUACAGGGCUGCCAAGCGCCGGUGGCAAGAGGUGGCCGGCUCCCAGCUCCCAGAGGGGGAGGCUGUGAAGGACAGCGAGCAGGCGCUGUACGAGCUGGUGAAGUGUAACUUCAACGUGGAGGAGGCCCUGCGGAGGCUGAGGUUCAAUGUGAAGGUGAUCCGAGAUGGGCUCUGUGCCUGGAGCGAGGAGGAGUGCAGGAACUUCGAGCAUGGCUUCCGGGUACACGGAAAGAACUUCCACCUGAUCCAGGCCAACAAGGUGCGCACACGGUCAGUGGGCGAGUGUGUGGAAUAUUACUACCUGUGGAAGAAGUCGGAGCGCUAUGACUACUUUGCCCAGCAGACACGGCUGGGCCGGAGGAAGUACGUCCCGUCUGGAACCACGGAUGUGGACCAAGACCUGGAUGGCAGUGACCCCGAUGGCCCCGCCCGCUCCCGUGCCGAGCAGGGGCCCCUGGUGGGUGCGUGCACAGAGCCGCUGAGUGUGGACUGUGUGUCUGGUGGUCACGGUGAGCCUGGAGUGGACUCCGAUGGCCUCCCAUCCUCGGAGCCGGGGCCCUGUCCUUUCCAGAAGCUGGAUGAGCCCCCUGCUGUGCCUCUGCCCCAGAGGCCACCAGUACACGACCUGGCCGUGUACCCCUCGGACACAGCCACUCCAGAGCCAGGUGCCAGCCCGAGACUGGCUGUGGACUUCGCCCUGCCGGAGGAGCUACCCCUCCUCUCUAGCCAUGUGGGUCUCAAUGAGGACCCCGAGGAGCCUGUGGCCCCUGCACAGGUGGCCUUGUCGGUUGCUGAGUUUGGACUCAUUGGCAUUGGAGACGUGAACCCUUUCCUGGCUGGCCACCCAGCAUGCCCAGCUCCCGGGCUACACUCGGAGCCCCUGUCACACUGCAACGUGAUGACCUGUUGACCCCUGGCUGCAGGCGGGCGUGGGCAGCCUGGACUGGACUUGUCACCGAGCCGGGCCUACCCGUCAGUCUUCCUGACCCCCGCCAUGUGGGCCUUGGUGAUGCCUUCUCUGCUUCGGGAGACAUCAGGACUAGGUGAGGUGGCCGGGCUGGCAGCCCUCGCCCCUCCUCACAGACUGGGCCCAGGGGGCCUCAGUGCCUGGCACUUCCACUCUGCUCCAGGCUGCCGUUGCAUCAAGGGACCCACUGGGCAGUGGAUGCAGAGAGGGCCUGUCCUUCAGGACACAGGGCAGAGCUGGCCAUUUGGCCCGUUCCAGCCAGCGGAGGUGGGGGCAGACAUCACUGCCCCACAGGGCACACGGACAAGACACGCACCAGCAGCCUCUGCCCAGGCGCCUUGGCCCCUGUCGGCUCUGUCCCUCCACGCCUGUAGGGCCUUGGAGCUGCCCAGCCCUGGGCUCAGUGGGCAGCUGCAGCUCAGUGCCGGGUCUGGGCACAGAGCCAUAUACCUCGCUGUCCGGCCCCCACCAGUCCCCAGCCUCCCUCCCAGUCUCCACUUCAGGAAAAGCCGCACUUUAUGCCCCCACCUGCCUCCCGCCUCUCCAUCUCCAUUCCCCAUUCCUGAGCCUUGAGGUUGGGGUGGGGCCCUCAGCAAGCCCUGGGGGGUUUGAGGAGACAGGUGACUCACACCCCUUUGCCGCCCCUUCCCCUUGGCGUCUAGGCAGGGAGCAGCAGAGGGGCUGGAUGCCAGCACGACCCCUGGCCUGCAGUCUUUGUUCUGUUGGAGGCGGCCCGGCAAGGCGGUGGGGUCCUUGUCCUCUCAGCCACCUCCUGCUUGUUUGUGUUGGUGUUUACAAGGCGGAGUGGGGUCCUCGGCAGGCAGCUGGCCGCCUGGAGUGGGCAGCACGGUGCUGGCUGAAGCCAUCCGCACUGGACUCGACUGUCCCGCGCCCCAAAGACCACACUGUGAAGUGAAACUGCCUUCGCCUCUGCGCUGUUUUAUUUAUUAAAUACGAUUUGAAUCCCAGGCGCCUCUUGUGGGUGAGGUGGGGCAGGGUGCACAGGGCGACCUCACAGCAGGACACAGCAUGAGGGACAGCACUGGGUGUGGAGCUGAUGCCUGUGGAGGCCGGGCCGCUGUGUCCACAGCAUCGGCACUUCAGGCAGAGGCCCUGGUCCUGGAGGCUGGGCAGACGGGCAGGCUGGCAGACCGGAGCGGGUCUCCCUGGGGGCGGGUCACCAGGUCUGGUGGAGCCAGACUCGGUCCCAGCAGGUCCUUGGUGCCCCUGAUCCUGUGCUGUGUGGCUCUGCUUUUCACACGCUGACCAAAUGCCUGGGAAAAGCCUCUGGAGGAAAGGCUCACCUUGGCUCACGGUUCCCAUCCCUGGUCACCCAGUUCCGUUGCUCUGGGCUGGGCUGAGGUAGAGCAAAGCCACUCACAUGUGACAACCAGGAGGCCUCGAGGGACGCAGAGCUGGGAGGAGGGGCCGGGCAGCACAUGGCUUUCUGAGGCGCCCUGUGUUCCCAGCCACCCCAGCGACCCACCUCCUCAUGGCUGCUCAGUUGUGAACUCAGCGGCUGCCUCUGGACACCGCUGCACGGGACUGAGCCCUGAACCCCUGGUCUCUGAGGACACUGGGUGUCUUAAGCCUUCGCCAGCUCCAGAGAAGUUCUGCAGCUCGCCUGGGUCUCACCUGGCUGCUCUCCUGACUGUUGUCUGCACCUCGGCUUCGGACAGUUGCGCAGGGUGCACCUGGUGAGGCCGCUGCUUCUGAACGCGUCGAGGCCGCGUGCAUUCCACUCUUGGCUCCUCCAUGGCUCCUGAGGUCCAUGGCUCACUUCUCUGCGGCUCAUAUAUUCCGGGGCGUGGAUGGGUCUGGUUUAUCUUGCCCCGGCUGGAGGACGUCUUGCUUGUGUCCAUGUUUUUGCCAGUUAGCUGUAAACGAGCACGGGAAGGCUUCUUGUUGGACUUGAGUCUUCAACUCAUUUGGGUGAACACCCAGGCACCUGCUGGCCGACAGACGUGAAUGUGUUCAUCGAGAGGCAGCCACAAGCUCUGAGGGCUGGUGGGAGCACUAAGUGCAAGCCCGGCCUGGGCAGCUCAGCAAGUGCUGGUCGCAAAAUUUUUAAAAAGCUGAGGGUGUAGCUCAGUGCAGAAGACCUGGGUUAAUCCCCAGUAUUAACCAAAAAAAAAAAAAAA